AAUGUUUUCUGUUUUAUUCUGACAGGAUGGGUGUAUACACUGAGGACUGAAAACAACCUGGCAGUGGAUGCAGACUGGGAGCCUUCCCCAGCUUGUUUAUAAGGAAGUGAGCGCUCUGAAGCAGCAGCAUACAGCAUUUGCAUCUGUGUGCAGAGGAACGGAAUCUACCGUACAGUACACCAGACAGCAUGAGAGCCCUGGUCCUGUUUGUGUGCCUGUCAGUGGGCUGCCUGGCUCAAACACCACGACCAUGCAGAUCCCCAGCACUGCUGACAGGACGCCUCUCUGUGUCCUCCCCACGUCAUCAGCUGAUGGCCUUUGCCAAGUACAGCUAUGACGCACUGGGAGAGCGCAUCCGCCUCAGAGAGAUUGGACAUUAUGGCAAUAAGACCUCCCACCACGAUGUACUUUUACUCUACAGACAGCGUGUCAUGUAUAAGAUCAACUACAAGAACCACACAUGUUGCAAGAAGAGACUGUGUGUAGACUUCCACCCGAUGGGGAUCCCAAAGAACUCGACCAUGCUGGGACAGGUGGUGUUAGGCAGCUCCUCUGGGCCGGGGCAAGGAGUUCUGGUCAACACCUGGUUGGGAGAGCUACACAUGAAGAAGGAACCAGCAAAGUACAUGAGCACUGUCACAGAGUUUGGAUGUGUCCCUGUCAGCACUGUGUUUCACAGCAACAGCACCGGAUGGGUGGUGACCAGCUUCUUCAACAACGUCAUUGGCCUAGCGGACCCUCAAGAGCUCAUCCCUCCACCCAUAUGUAAGGGCGCCCAGCAGGAGGAAGAGGACGACGAGGAACCAGAGAGCUUCUUCAGCUUGUUGUAGAAUAGAAUACUUUCACAAAUGUAGUGCACUGUGAGGAUGGCUACUGUACAGUAUAUGACUCUUUGCACUGCGUUUGUUUAGUGGCAUUGGUGGUCAUUGGUGUAGCAUUUUGUAAGCAAGUUGUCUAUGGGUGAAAUUAAUCUUAAUUCACUUUAAUGAAUUCUACAUUUGUGGCUUUAUUACUCUCUUUUUUGGUGUGUGUGUGUGUGUGUGUGUGUGUGUGUGUGUGUGUGUGUGUGUGUUUGUGUGUGUGUGUGUGUGUGUGUGUGUGUACGUGUGUAAUUUUUUACAAAUACAGGUGAAGUGAGAAAUUAAAUGUACGAUAUAAUUUCACAACACUCUAACAAUAAAAAACUAUCACAGGGUGGAGGUCAAAUGU
Sander lucioperca (pikeperch) is the source of this 1209-nucleotide messenger RNA. It is a transcript of the gene epdl1, whose product is annotated as ependymin-like 1. Gene Ontology annotation, molecular function: calcium ion binding. The coding region runs from base 189 to 830 and encodes 213 amino acids. Gene Ontology annotation, biological process: cell-matrix adhesion. NCBI's taxonomy places the organism in Eukaryota, Metazoa, Chordata, Actinopteri, Perciformes, Percidae. The record is from RefSeq and is a predicted model, not a curated record. Gene Ontology annotation, cellular component: lysosome; extracellular region. The transcript is spliced from 6 exons.